AUGGUUAAAAAACUGAAGAAUGCAUUCUCGAUCUCUGAUUUAUGGGUGUCUUCAAAUGAAAAGACGAGCGACUAUUACUUAACAUCAUGGCAACGAGGAGAUUCGGCAAUUCCUAUGUUUCUUGUGCGGCUGCUCCUGAGCUCUGUGUCUGUCGGGAUCUUGGUGUGGUCACUGGUGGUUGGAGCUGGCCCCCAUUGGAUGAUAUACCUCACAAACUGGGGUCUCUUGUUAGUGACAUCAUUAACACUUAGUGGCCUAUUAGUCUCUUGUUUUGCAAUAUGUAAAAAAAUACCAGAUGGGGGUAAUUUGCCAUGGUAUGUGAGCAUAUAUUGGCUGUGCUAUAACAUUACCAUUACAAUAGCAAUUAUGAUAACUGCCCUCUACUGGAUUUUACUAUUUUCUCCAGAACUUAAAGCCGAACAAACUGCUGGUGCAUUCUGGCUAGACGUGGCUACUCACGGAUUCAACUCCUGCUUGGCGCUUGCUGAGCUACUUCUGUCCCGUACUCCCAUGCGCUUUUUACACAUCUACCAGCCUCUCGGCAUGGGGGUGUGGUACGCUGGCUUCAGCGCUAUUUACUACUCAGCGGGCGGUACUGAUGGUAUGGGUAAUCCGUUUAUCUACGAGAUUUUGGAUUGGAGCCAAGCGGACCGUGCUGGAGUAAUAGUCGCUAUAUCUGCAGCCAGCCUAAUAAUUCUCUACACUGUUUUAUGGUUCUUAACCCUCGCCAGAGACAAGUUGUCUGUUUCACUCAUUCGGACCACAAGCCUUCCUCUGACACCUCCUGAACUACAUUCACCAGACGUUGUUUGACUCUCGAAAAAUGUAUGAUUAAAUUAAUUUAGAUUAAAAAAUAUAUGAUUAUGUGUAGGUACUUAUGUCUUAUAGUUGAAUAUAUUUAAGCUAGGUAUUAUUCAAAAAUUGUAAGUAAUGUUUAAAUUCUCAGUACUGGUGUAUUCAAAUUUGAUUAAAACUUAUUCGCUCGACUUUAAAAGACUUAUAAGCAGAGACGGCUCAUCUUAAAAAGCGCUGAUGCAGUGCACUCCCACGAAAAUUACAUAAUCUUGUAUCUGUGUUUCUUUAUAAUACAUACUAUACUUACAUUACAUUCUUUCUAUUGUACUAUGCCUAUACAAUAGUCUAAGUAUUAUAUUAACUAUACCUACGCAUACAUUUGACGUAAAGUUGUAACGAGUGGAGCGUCAGCGAUUGCGCUCCUAUGAAAUGAAGUUUAGUACGAUUCCUAGUACUGUAUUUAAUGACUGCGAAACAGAAACAUCGAAAAAGGUUAACCGCGUGAAACAAAAGAUUUCUAUAUGUAUGGACGGAAUUGUUAUUUUUUUGUACAAAUGAAAUAAAUGUUACCAUUUAGUUA
Messenger RNA from Melitaea cinxia (Glanville fritillary), 1375 nucleotides. RefSeq names its product protein rolling stone-like. The record is from RefSeq and is a predicted model, not a curated record. Bases 1 to 813 code for a protein of 270 amino acids. Gene Ontology annotation, cellular component: membrane. The transcript has 4 exons. Lineage: Eukaryota; Metazoa; Arthropoda; Insecta; Lepidoptera; Nymphalidae.